Populus trichocarpa (black cottonwood) is the source of this 1154-nucleotide messenger RNA. RefSeq names its product late embryogenesis abundant protein D-34. The coding region runs from base 218 to 1009 and encodes 263 amino acids. The record is from RefSeq and is a predicted model, not a curated record. NCBI's taxonomy places the organism in Eukaryota, Viridiplantae, Streptophyta, Magnoliopsida, Malpighiales, Salicaceae. The transcript has 3 exons.
UCUCAAGAUCAGCCAAGUGUUUCUGUAACGUGAAGAUGUCUCUCUAAAUCUCUCCACGUUUCACUUCAUAACUAAACGUGUCCAAAUCUUGCUUGCUCUCAAGAACGUAUAGCAUGGCCCUUCAUUACAAUUGCCUGAUUGAACAAGAAACAAGGAAAGGAAGAAACCUUAAUUAUUACAAACCUUCAACACGAAGUACCAAUUAAUCAUAUAGAAAAUGAGCCAACGACAGCAACAAAGGCCUCAAGAACCCAUCAAGUAUGGAGAUGUGUUUUCUGUGGAAGGUGAGCUUGCUGAGAAGCCAGUGGCACCAAGAGAUGCUGCAAUGAUGCAGACAGCAGAGAAUGCAUUGAUGGGGCAGAUUCAGAGAGGUGGUGCUGCCUCAAUGAUGCAAUCUGCUGCUAUGAGAAAUGAGAGAGCUGGGUUUGUUGGUCACAGUGAUGUCAAUGAUGUUGCUAAUUAUCAGGGAGUGAGUGCCACUGAGACUGAGAUGCCUGGGAGGCGUAUAAUAACAGAAGCAAUUGGUGGUCAGAUUGUUAGGGACUUUGAUCAAAGGGCUCCAUUAGUGCAGUCACCACCACCCUUAUUCCAACAGGUUGAUGCUGGGAUCACAAUUGGUGAAGCACUUGAAGCCACUGCCCUAUCAUGUGGGCAGAAGCCUGUUGAAUGGAGUGAUGCAGCAGCAAUUCAAGCAGCUGAAGUAAGAGCCACUGGCCGGACAACCAUUACUCCUGGUGGAGUUGCAGCCGCGGCCCAGUCAGCAGCAACCAUCAAUGCAAGAAUGACGAAGGACGAGGACAAGACAAAACUGUCAGAUGUUCUUGCAGAUGCAACUUCAAAGUUACCAGCAGAUAAGCCGGCGACGAGAAAAGAUGCUGAAGGGGUGACAGGAGCAGAAAUGAGGAACGAUCCAUUCUUGACUACAAACCCUGCUGGUGUGGCUGCUUCUGUGGCUGCUGCUGCAAGGCUCAACCAGCAGAAUAACACUAAAAAUAAGAAAGAAUCUUAAGUAGCUAGAGAUUUAAUUUUUGGUAUAAUCAUGCGUGUCUGUUAUUUCUGAUAGGCUAUGAAAUAAAUUACUUGAGAGUCAAGUUUUGUUACCUUCUGCACUGUAUGGUUCUGCAUGAUAAAGAAAGGAACGGAUUAAUAAGUUC